Molecule: messenger RNA, 1182 nt
Organism: Nerophis lumbriciformis (worm pipefish)
Lineage: Eukaryota; Metazoa; Chordata; Actinopteri; Syngnathiformes; Syngnathidae
Source: RefSeq, a predicted model, not a curated record
AUGCCUCUGCUUGUAACAGACCACUCGUGGACGCAAACAGAGUCGAUGGUUUUCAUCAGCGUGCCUCUCAAAGGAGCCACGAAAGUGGACAUUGUCUCGUCAGACGAGUACCUUAAGGUUCAUUUCCCACCUUUUCUUUUGGAGGUUUUCCCAUCUGAGCUUGUUGAUGAUGUACAAAGCUCAGCAAAAAUUGGAAAUGGAGUCGCGGUCAUCAGUUUGUCAAAGAGGACUAACAAACUGUGGGAGCAUUUGUCAAUAACCACAUAUGAUAAAGAAACAAAAACAGAAAUCCGGGAGAGAGCUCUGUCCAAAAUGCAGGAAAAGCUUGCUGCAGAGGCCAAAAACAAAGCAGAGAAAAAGCAUAAUGAGAAGAAAUACGCUCUCAAGACAAUGAUGAACAUGGAAAACGAAGAACGAGAAAGAAUCCAGAAAAUGAAGGAUGAUGAACGAAACAGAACAACAGCUGAACUCGAAGCAUGGCAGCUAAAGGAGCGCAAGAAAGCUGAGGAAGAAGCUCGACUCAAAUUCCAAACCAAUCAACCAAAAGCUGUGAAACAAAAAUAUAAGAGAAGUGUCAGUGAAACAGACAAAAGGAAAAAGCAAGUGAUCAUUCCUGCUCCAAGAGUUCCAGGGAAUAUUGAAGUGUCGUUCACACCACGAGUUUUCCCCACUGCUCUCAGAGAGUCACGAGUUGAGGAGGAAGAAGAGUGGCUGAAAAAACAAGCAGAGGCCAGGCGCAUAGUCAACGCAGAUAUUGAAGAGCUGAAUGACCUAAGUGAGGAGGAGAGGAAUCCUGACUGGUUGAAAGAGAAAGGAAACAAGUGUUUUGCUGCAGGAAACUACUUGAGCGCUUUGAAUGCCUACAAUCUGGCAAUCAGAAUCAACAGAAAGAUCCCAGCUUUGUUUUCAAACAGGGCUGCUUGUCAUCUGAAGUUACGGAAUUUUCACAAAGCCAUUGAGGACUCAUCUCAGGCUCUUGAACUGCUGACUCCAGCCGUUCCUGCCAAUGCGGCCGCCCGAGCCAGAGCUCAUGUGCGUCGAGGCUCUGCUUUCUGCCAGCUGCAGCUCUACACGGAAGGAUUACAAGAAUACCAGACUGCGUUGAAGAUUGACCCGAACAAUGAAGCAUUGCAAGCAGACACACAAAAGAUUCGGGAGAUCAUACAAGGCAGUGCAGAAUAG